Molecule: messenger RNA, 558 nt
Organism: Fusarium pseudograminearum CS3096
Lineage: Eukaryota; Fungi; Ascomycota; Sordariomycetes; Hypocreales; Nectriaceae
Exons: 2
Coding region: 1-558 (185 amino acids)
Source: RefSeq, a predicted model, not a curated record
AUGUCCUCUUCAAUCCUGCCACCCGCGUGGUACGGGCUUGCUAUGUCAUACAAAUCCGAAGGAUACCUGAUCAUAUACAUUACACCGUACAAGAGGCUACCUGGUCCAAAUUGGCGCAGUCUUCCAGUUGACACGUUCAAGAGAGGCGUCGGGGCCGUUUCCUACGUUAUGCGUGAUAGUAUACAGAAAGAGAUUUACGACCUGGAAGUAUACUUGUUCGGUAACAAAGCAGAGGUCGAAGGGCGGUGGCGUGAGAUUAAGAGUGCACAGAGGCAAUGGUUAUACGUCAUGUAUCCCGUGGGAUUCGACACCAGCAAGAUUGACCCUAAGUACUGGGGCUCACCUGAUGAUCCCAACAUGACCGGUUCGCAGAUGAGACUAUUGGAAAUCCAGAGAAACUUGUUCAAGUUGAUCUUCAAGGCCAAUACACAGGACAACGCACUACAAGCCAAGGUGUUCAUGGCAGUACAAAAGGCAGUGCAAGAAAUCGAGGAAUUCGAGGCGGGAGCUGCAGAUAGCGAUAACCAAGCAGAUGACAGUCAAGAAAGCGAGGUCUAG